AUUUUCUCGUCGCCGGUCGACGUAAAGCCUAGUAACCAGCUCUUCUUGCUCAAUCAAACGAUACCACCACUACCGUUUCCCCCACCAAGCCAAAUAUAACCCAACAAUCGAAAUGGCAGCCAUCCAGCUUAACUUCACCCUCCGCACCUCCGCCAACUGCAAGACCGUCCACUUGCUCGGCUCCUGGGACAACUACGCCGGCCAGCUUCCCCUUUCCAAGGAUGCCGCCAAGGUUGGUGGCUGGAAGGGCACCUUCCGCUUCCAGGGCAACACCUUGAAGCAGGGCCAGCGCUACUGGUACUACUACAUCAUCGACGGCUACCACGUCUCCCACGACCCGGCCCGCGAGGCCGUCACUGAGCCCACCACCGGCCGCAAGCUCAACGUCCUCGACAUCCCCAAGGCCAACGGCGCCGCCGCCACCGAGGAGUCUGCCCGCGCCGCCGCCAAGGCCGCCCGCCACUCCCGCCGCAUCAGCUCCGCCAAUGUCCCAAAAGGCCGCGCUCUCUCGCCCUCCCAGAUCAAGUCACCCAAGCCAGUGCGCCCGGGCGAGACCUCGCACAUCCGCACGCACGCCGACGUUGAGAAGCUCGCCAGCAAGUUCGCCGAGGCCGAGAUCUCCGACGAGGAGUCCGAGGAGGAGAGCGAGGAGGAGGACAGCGACGACGACUCCGAUGUCCCAUCCCUCACCAGCUCGCGCAGCAGCAACAGCUCCUCCCCAUCCUCCGUCAGCUCCACCUCCUCCUGCUGCACAUGCGAGCGCUACGGUAUCACUCGUGCCGGCGCCCGCGUCAAGCUCGACUGCGGCGGUUCCCGCUGCGGCUACUCCGACGGCUCCGACUGCUCGUCCGAGUCCGAGGAGGAGAAGGUUGCGUGCCGCUCGCGCCGCCAUGGCAUCGUCGUCCGCAAGUGAACGCCUGCAGAUAAUGUCACGCAGUAGUGAUCAAAACCGGAAACACAGGAGAGGACGACCUUGAAUGGCUACCACACUCUUUCGAUCCACAUAUUUUGGCUUCUCCACCAACCCUGAGGACCGUUCACACGCCGCUUUCAGCUGGUCUGUUAGUGGCUGUGCUACUGUGUCGCUCGCGCGCUGCGCUUAUGCGGCUAAUCUUCGACAAGUCGGGCACUCUGCAGUACUUGCGGAGCACGCUUUGUGGAGGAAGAGGAGAGCAGAUGAGAGGGAGAGGAAGGAACCUGACAAGAGCGGGCACGUUGCUUGCACGUCAGCACGUCCAUCCCAGCAGACGAUAGAGUGGAGGAGGGAAGCUGUUCAGCUUGCCGCGCGUAGUACGUAUGUCGCUGCUAGUCAAGUCAAGAAGCUGUUCAGCAUCAUUUCCACUUUGCGCUUUACUCUGAUCUUGCAUGAACCUGCGUGC
Molecule: messenger RNA, 1379 nt
Organism: Baudoinia panamericana UAMH 10762
Lineage: Eukaryota; Fungi; Ascomycota; Dothideomycetes; Mycosphaerellales; Teratosphaeriaceae
Exons: 1
Coding region: 113-913 (266 amino acids)
Source: RefSeq, a predicted model, not a curated record